AUGGUUGACUCCAACACCUACGCGAUCCUGGGUGCUACGGGCAAUUGCGGCACCGCCUUGAUCGAGAACCUGUCAAGGAGGCCAGAUACCGGCGUCCAUGCCUAUUGCCGCUCUCGCACCAAGCUGUUGCGAUCAAUACCCGACCUGAAAGAAGGAGGCAAGGUCAAAAUCUUUGAAGGUAGCAUCCACGAUGUGGACCUGGUGGCCUCUUGUAUCUCCAACUGUCGCGCGGUAUUCCUGGUCGUCUCAACCAACGACAAUAUCCCCGGCUGUCGCAUGGCCCAGGACACGGCCGCGACAGUCAUCGAAGCUCUCAAACUGCUCCGCAAACGGGCAAUCGUCCACAAUAGCGGCGACGUCAGACAAGGUCCGAUGACCACGCCGAAGCUGAUCCUCCUCUCGUCGUCCACGAUCGACAGCCACUUUUCGCGCCACAUGCCAUACCUCCUACGACAGGUCCUCCUUUGCUCAGCCUCUCAUGUCUACCGAGACGUCGAGGAGGCGGAAAAGCUCAUCCGCGCGGAAGACAAAUGGCUCACUGGGAUCUACAUGAAGCCGGGCGCAUUAUCGGUCGACGAGCAGCGAGGCCACGCUGUGAGCUUGACCGAUCAAGACGGGCCGGUGUCUUACCUUGAUUUGGCGGCUGCGAUGAUCGAGGCCGUGGAUGAUGGCAGUGGACAGUACGACGGGCAGAACGUCAGCGUGGUGAAUACUAAUGGGAGAGCCAAGUUUCCUGCCGGCACUCCGAUGUGUAUCUUGAUGGGGCUUUUGAGGCAUUUCUUCCCCCAUCUACACGACUAUCUGCCAGGGAAUCUAGGACCUCGCUAG
This is a messenger RNA of Cladophialophora yegresii CBS 114405, 828 nucleotides long. RefSeq lists its product as uncharacterized. The record is from RefSeq and is a predicted model, not a curated record. Lineage: Eukaryota; Fungi; Ascomycota; Eurotiomycetes; Chaetothyriales; Herpotrichiellaceae. The transcript has a single exon. The coding region runs from base 1 to 828 and encodes 275 amino acids.